AUGGCGGCUAGCCUUUACAGUCUCAACAGGCAGGCCGAGGCAGAAAAGUAUUGGCUAGCGGUAAUUCGCAUUCGGCCUCAGUGCCUAGAAGCCGUUGAGCACUUGGUAGGCCUUCUGUAUAAAAGAAGGAGCAAGGAAGCUGUUGAUAUCAUCCAGUACAUCCAACAGGCGCUCGUUAUUCCCCGACCUGCGUCCUCGAAUGGGCUCUCCGUCAUGGACGGGCACUUCGAGUUUCCGGAUGUGCCGAACACGGAGUUCUCGGGAUGGACUAGUGAAGCACUAUUAUCUCCCGGGAUUUGUUGCCAUGAGUCUGGCGGAUUCGGCUCAAGUGGUUAUUCAAUCCCUGGCAGUGACAACGGUAGAAUGCUCGCCCUCAUUCACGCAAAGGGUACAAUGCUUUACAGCCUCAAGGAUGUUGGGGGGGCGGCCGAGGCAUUUGAAGAAGCCGUCCUCAUCAGCACGGAUCGGAGGAUAAGCUGUAUCAAUCAUCUCGUGCGGAAAAUCCAAUACGUUCUAACGCCGGACGCCCUUAAGUCCGGGGAGUUGACAACGGGGACUCUCGAUGGCACUCCCUUGCUCCUUCCCCCUCACCGAGCUCGCCACACUGCGCAAUUGGUAUUCCCAGCAUCCGGCGAGCUACCUGGGCUUCGCUACGUACCUGAGGGCAGUCCCAGAAAGGCCGCCAUUCAAACCACCAGCAACUCACUUCUCUCCUUGGCGAAGAUUUUUCAGGAUGCUAUGUCCACUGGGACAUCUUCUAUUGGGCGCAUCCAACAUGUUUUCGGUGUCGGGGAUAUCCUUGCACUCUACUACUUGUCAUUGUCCCUGCAAGAAAGUCCGUCCACGGCCAAUAAUGUUGGAAUUCUUUUGGCAAGUGUUCAACAAGCGUCCAGCCCUUACCCGCGCGAAGUUUUCGAGGCUCACCACCACCCUCACAUACCUGGAAUUGUGCCAGGGAGCGGACUGUCGCUUGCAUUGGCUUACUACAAUUACGGACUGGGCAUCGACCCUAAGCAUGUUCACCUACACACGAAUCUUGGGAGCCUGCUCAAGGACAUCGGUCAGCUUGAUCUUGCCAUUCAGAUGUAUGAGCAAGCGGUGGCCUGCGAUGGCACCUUUGAUAUCGCCCUAACCAAUCUCGCCAAUGCAGUUAAAGAUCGAGGGAGAAUAGGCGACGCCAUCAUGUACUACAAGCGUGCAGUUGGGGCCAAUCCCGACUUUGCUGAAGCUGUGUGUGGUCUCGCUUCGGCACUUAAUUCCGUAUGCGACUGGAGAGGCCGUGGCGGUGUGCUCCUGGUUGGGGGGAAGUAUGAUCGUUGGCAUGUCGAUGAAGAGGGCAUGCUUCAUGAUGCCCUUGACCAGGGACAAGGAACCGGCCUUACGAAUCGGGUUGUGUCGAUUGUCCGGCGACAACUAGACGACUCUGCUAGCUGGGGCUGUGGGGUCAUUCAGGAUGACAUCAUUUCCAUGAUUGAGACACAAAUGAACGUCCUCACGCGCGAUGCUGAGGGCCUAACGUUUGAAGUUCGCUCCGAGCUGCGGAAAUGGUCAAGAAACCCCUGGGAAGGCACGCGGAUGCAAUCAGUAUUCGGCUUGCAUAACCGUUCGAGGGUGAAGGCAUUCUGUUACGCCAGCACGCCAAGCGACAAUUCCAUCCACAGGCAAAAGAUUGAGCGCGAGGCUCCCGUAUUUCGCGACGUAAACGGCUGGUCCGCUGAUAAACUCGUUCAACAAAUCGUCCAAGAUGGUGUUCACAUACUAGUCAAUCUGAAUGGGUACACCAGAGGAGCUCGAAACGAAAUCUUCGCUGCACGUCCGGCACCAAUACAGAUGUCAUUCAUGGGCUUCGCUGGAACCCUCGGGGCCGAAUGGUGCGAUUACAUCCUCGCGGAUGAGACCGCCAUACCUCUGGAAACUCUGAGGCCUUGGCGUAGUAAUAGAGACCCAGUAGACAUCUUCCGAGACCACAACGAGGAUGAGGGCGGCAAUUGGGUCUAUUCUGAAAACAUUAUUUUCUGCAAGGACACCUUCUUCUGCUGUGAUCAUGCACAGUCCUCCGACACCCAUUCCAGAGCAAUGACAUGGGAAGACGAACAGCGCCGAAGAUUCCCUGAGCUCGGCGAGAGCCACUUGAGGCGGACGGCAACAGCAUGGGCAGGUGCGCAUGUUGCGAGUCGGAUCGUCUUUACCGAUGUUGCCCCUAAAGAUCAGCACAUUUCUCGCGCUCGGGUCUGCGACUUAUUCCUUGAUACCCCUGAAUGUAACGCCCACACGACAGCUGCCGAUAUUCUAUGGUCUAGUACGCCCUUGCUUACGCUGCCCCGAUAUCCUUACAAGAUGUGCUCGCGUAUGGCUGCAUCCAUCCUCAGGGGCGCUCUGCCUAAGACGGACGACGGUGCGCAGAUAGCACGUGAGCUAAUCGCAGACAGCGACGAAGAUUAUGAGAAGAAGGCAAUCACACUUGCAAGAGGGCUGACCUAUAGAAUGAGCACCGACGGUCAUGGCAUUGGGCACGGAAGAUUAGCUGAGAUUCGGCAGGUCCUUUACCAGCACCGAUGGACAUGUCCACUUUUUAACACCAGGAGAUGGGUAGUGCAACUGGAGCGCGCAUAUGAAGAAGCCUGGCGGAGAUGGGUGUCGGGUGAAGCCGGUGACAUCUAUCUGUAG
Messenger RNA from Scedosporium apiospermum, 2667 nucleotides. Its product is annotated as putative glycosyltransferase family 41 protein. The transcript has 3 exons. Gene Ontology annotation, biological process: protein O-linked glycosylation. Lineage: Eukaryota; Fungi; Ascomycota; Sordariomycetes; Microascales; Microascaceae. Bases 1 to 2667 code for a protein of 888 amino acids. Gene Ontology annotation, molecular function: glycosyltransferase activity; protein binding. The record is from RefSeq and is a predicted model, not a curated record.